AACCCCAAAAAAACAAAAAUUUAAUUAUUUUUUUUAUAAAUUUCAAACUCCCCCCUCCCAUCCUCACACUUUCAAUCUUCUUCACACAUUCUUCAAUUUCAAACUCCCCCCGUCUCUUUUGAACAUGAAUCCUUCCGGCUCCGGCUUCUUUCCCGACAAUCUCGAGCCUCACGAGUCCGCGAUGUGAUAUUUCCAAGAAUACGAGAAUCAUCCGCCGAUGUUCGAGACACAACAAUCGGGGUAUGUCGAGCGAGAUUCGGUUCCGGAGACUCAACCGGGACCAUCCGGCUCCAAAAAAAGUACACGCCGGAAAAGCCACAAAGCAAAAGGCACGAUGACUGAGGCGGAACGGUCAAUCCAAAAGUGGACGCUGGAGGAAGAGUGCCUAUUGGCGUCAGCUUGGGUUGACGUCUCCGAGCAUCCUAUCGUUGGUUCGGAGGAAACGAAGGAUGCGAUGUGGGAUCGUAUCGAGGAGAAGUUCUUCACGGCGAUGAACAACGACGGCUCCUAUUGUACCCGGGACCAACUCACUUCCAAAUGGAGCCACAUCAACCGUAAAGUCCAAAAGUUUAUCGGAGUUUAUGAGGAAUGCGCCCGGUCCUGGAGGAGCGGGACGAACGACGCCGAUGUUCUCCGGUUAGCCACGACCCGAUAUCAAGAUGACGGACACCAAGGCAAGGUGCCUAUCAAUCUUUGGAGGAUUUUGAGCCGUUCCCCGAAGUGGCAACAACUCAACAAUCCCGAUGGCGGAUCGUCAAAGAAAAGAUCCUCCGUCGACGCCGAGGUUGAGGUCGACGAGACUAUCGGUCCGUCCGAACAAAUGCCUCCCUUCAACGUUGCGGAUUCCGAUGACGAGGACCCCAUUCCACGGCCGAUCGGAAGAAAGAAGGCAAAAUCCAUUGCCUCGGGUUCUGGAGGGUCCGACUCUGUUUCCGUUUCUUCUCGCGACGAUAUUGGUCGGGCAAUGGUUGAACAACUUCGGGUGUUCAAUCUUCGAGAAGAAGAGAGGAUGAAGCGAAAGGAGCAGGAGGACGAGAUCAAAAUCAUGGAAACCGACCUUUCUACGUUAUCGGGUUUCAAACGGAUGAUCUACGAACAAAGACAAAGAGAGGUUAAGGCGAAAUAUAAUUUACCUUAGUUUUUUUAUUAUUGUCGUUUUUUUUAAUUUAAUGAAUGUAAUGUUUUAAAUUUUAAAUUAUUAUCGUUUCAAUUUCUAUAAAUUUAAUGAAUGUAUUUUUUUAUUAUUCGUGUUUCAAUAUAAUUAAAUAAAAAAUUAAUUACAUUUUAUUAAUUUAGUUUUAGAAAAUGUAUAUUUAAAAAUGUAAAAAAUGAAGGUUUGAAGCCCCA
This is a messenger RNA of Cuscuta campestris, 1347 nucleotides long. Lineage: Eukaryota; Viridiplantae; Streptophyta; Magnoliopsida; Solanales; Convolvulaceae. The record is from the annotation of a GenBank genome assembly.